AUGCCCCGCCGAAGCUUCGACGACGCCAAUCUCAUGCGACUCAUCUCGCGCCGGCGAUCCUCCUCGCACAGUGACUCCCUGACUGACACGGCACCCCCUCAUAGGAAUCGCGCCUUUUCUAUCCGCUCCGGCGGCUCCAACAAGGGCUCCAGCUCAGGCGGCGGCGGCGGCGGCAGCAAAAUGGGCGGCUUCUCCCUUAACUCGCUGCGGGGCUCCGUGCAGCCCGAGCUGUCCAAGAAGCUCUUCCGCCUGAUCAAGUCGGAGAACAACCUCAUCAACGCCCACGAGGCCGCCGGCCGCGAGCGCAUCUCCAUCGCCACGCAGCUGUCCGAGUGGGGCGAGCAAACCGGCGACGACGCCAUCAGCGACGUCUCGGACAAGGUUGGCGUCAUCCUCAGCGAGAUUGGCGAGCAGGAGGACUCGUACGCCCACGCCAUUGAUGAUUCCCGCGGCUACCUCAAGGCCAUCCGUAACACGGAGAAGAGCGUCCAGCCGAGCCGUGACGGCAAGGCUAAGAUUGCUGACGAGAUUCAGCGCCUGAAGCUGAAGGAACCCGAGAGUGCCAAGUUGGUCGUUCUCGAGCAGGAGCUUGUCCGCGCCGAAGCCGAAAACCUCGUCGCCGAGGCUCAGCUGACGAAUAUCACUCGUCAGAAGCUCAAGGAGGCCUACGAGGCCGAGUUUGCUGCCACCAUUGAGCGCGCCGAGAAGCAGAUUAUCCUGGCCAAGCACGGCCGCCGUCUGCUCCAGCUUCUUGACGACACCCCCGUCGUCCCUGGUGAUGCCAAGCCCGUCUACCACCAUGCCAGCCAGGCCCGCCAGGUGCUCAACGACGCCGAGGACGACCUCCGCGACUGGCAGCCCGAGGCGGAUCACUACACGGCUGAGAGCACCGGUGCCGCCGUUACGACUACCACCGAGGAGGAGACUAAUAAGGCACCGGAGCUCAAUGUGGAGGAAGGGGUUACCGAAAAAGCCACUGCCGCAUGA
This is a messenger RNA of Cordyceps fumosorosea ARSEF 2679, 987 nucleotides long. Its product is annotated as sphingolipid long chain base-responsive protein PIL1. The transcript is spliced from 2 exons. Bases 1 to 987 code for a protein of 328 amino acids. Gene Ontology annotation, biological process: endocytosis; eisosome assembly; negative regulation of protein kinase activity. Lineage: Eukaryota; Fungi; Ascomycota; Sordariomycetes; Hypocreales; Cordycipitaceae. Gene Ontology annotation, molecular function: lipid binding. Gene Ontology annotation, cellular component: eisosome filament; plasma membrane. The record is from RefSeq and is a predicted model, not a curated record.